AUGGCUCAGGGACCGGUGUGUUCUGGAUGCCAGCGGAUCAUCACGGACAGAUUCCUGCUCAGAGUCACUGACAACCUCUGGCAUGAGCAGUGCGUGCGAUGCGCAGAGUGCGGGGACGAACUCACCGACUCCUGCUUUCUGCGGGACCAAAAACUGUACUGCAGACGGGACUAUGCUGAUCUGUUUGCAGUACGCUGUGGGGGCUGCUUGGAGGCCGUCUUCCCUGCAGAGUUGGUGAUGCGUGUAGGAGCCACUGUGUUUCACCUGCGCUGCUUCACCUGCAGCGUUUGUUCCUGUAGCCUGCAGACCGGAGACCGCUGCAUCCUCAGGGAUGGACAGAUACUGUGUGCCAGAGAAGACUACCACCAGGGUCUGACCAGUCCCACCUCAUCUGAAUCAAGUAAAAACUUUGUCAUUAUAUUUAAAGAUGUGCUGCUGUGUCUUUUUUGUAAAAGUGAGGAUGAAGAGGAGGAAGAAGAGGGUGAGGAAUCUACCAAAGUAAAAGGCAACCAGAACAGACCAGAAGACCUGGAAAGCAAACGACCUAAAAGACCUCGGACAAUUCUGACGACUCAACAGAGACGAACUUUUAAAGCCUCCUUCGAAGUCUCAUCCAAACCUUGCAGAAAGGUCAGGGAGACCUUGGCUGCAGAAACUGGGCUCAGCGUCCGGGUUGUUCAAGUCUGGUUCCAGAACCAAAGAGCCAAAGUAAAAGAGCACACAUACAUGCGCAUACAAACACACACACACACUCACAGAGCCCUAUGCACUAAUAAAGAGACUCUUUUAUGCCUGGAUAGAAAUCAGCCAGCAUAUCUUCUCAUACAGGAAACUGAUGACAUCUCAUUGCCCUCUGCUGGGGAAUUAACUUCUAAAAUGGAGCGUCUGGGGUUUUCUCACAUUCAGCAGCAGCAGAUGGGACUGACCUCACUGGAACCACAGGACUACGACAUGGAUCCCUACAGGCAGGGCCUGACCCCUCCUCAGAUGCCAGGGGAUCACAUGCACCCCUAUGGCUUUAAAGACCUUUGUGGGGACAUUGACCGCAGCCCUCUUUGUCACCUGACUGACAGUGACUGUCACUCUCUGAGUGGCUCCUCUCUACUGACUCCUAUUGACUGUCUCUACUCCAUGCAGGAUUCUUAUUUCACCUCUUGAGAGGGACCACUGGACUCAGUAAUGGUCAGACUCUGGCGUUACACAUCACUUUCUUGUCUCACGAUUAUCUUCUCAUGGAAGCAGCUGCUGUGUUGGAGCCGUUACAUUUUUCUUAGUGGAAAUGUAGCAGCAGUAAUCAUUUAUCUGUUUUGCCUUUGGCAGGAUCUCAAAGUCAAGAACCACAAAGAUAGCUGCUCUUAGCCACUUAGCAGGAGCUAUGUGUAAUUUCAAUAAAUGUAAACAAAGUGAUAAUUCAAAUGCGUCUAGAUGAAACAUUUUCAGUUAAUGUUUUCUCAGAAAAAUAAAACAGCACUCUGUUGAUAUACACCAACAUCUGAAAUCACAUCAAAGAUAUACUGAACAAAGCUUUUUUUUAAAAAAUAUUUUCUUAGUUUUUCAUCAAAUUAUCUUAAGUCAGUAUUGAUUGAUUCAGUACAACAAUUCACAAAAUCCCUAAAUAGUAUAAAAGGCACUAGCAGGUGCUCAUGAACUGAGAACAGUUGAAACACAGAGAUCAAACUUCCAUCUAGGAAAUCAAGACUUUUAUGUUACAAAAUAAUAUUGUGGGCAGAAUUGUACCAAAUCUGUAGUGAUUAGGCUUCUAAAUUGUACAUCCUCCAUGUGCAUGUCUACGUAGUCAUUAUUAGAGAAUAGGUUUUACAUCUGCAUCUGUGAAUGUGAAGAACUGUUUGGGAGUGUAUUUAUUCUUACAACGUGUGCAUGUUCAUCCUGGAUGAAUCAGCGAUGGUCAAUAAAUGAUGUCAUUAUGCAGUAGAUAGUGGGUUUUUUGAAGUGUUGAAACUGUGGAAUUCAACCAGUGAAGGUUAGUCUGGGGUCAGUCCUUCCUUCUGGGUUUAUCAGUCCCAUCUUGGUGACGGGUCACUGAGGCAUCUUCUCCUGGCUGUUGGGUGGAUCAUCAGAUUGUAAAACGCAGGGCUGUGACAGCAGCAUGGGUCAGUGGCAGGUGAGCAUCACAUCCACGCCGCCGUCAUCAACGCUCACAUUGUGCUCCUCGAUGUCGAAAACCCUCGCUGCAUUUUUCUGCCCUGGGGGACCACCCAGGCUCCGGGCCCAGCUGGAAUGCUCCAGUCCAGGGAGAGUUUGAGAAAACCCAGGGCAGUGGUUCAAGACAGCGGAGCAACUGAAAGCUGUGUCGGGGGAGAAUGCCCAGGGUGACACAGAGAUAUGAAGCCUCACUGUAUGGUGUGCCUCCUUGCCCCAGCCGUGAACCCUCUGCUGGACCCGGCUCAUAUUUCCCACUAUGAAAUCAGACCUUGAAGAGCGAUGGGUCCAAGUCAAUGGUCAGGAACAAUCUAACUGUCUGUCACUGGUAUGCUGCUGGUAUGCUCCUGCCAGGCCGAACUAAAAAAGUGUGCAGCAGAGUGUACUGUGUGUAAAUCUGCCUGUGUAUCUGUGUCGCUAUCUGCUCUGCUGGCAUGUGCAUGUGUGUGUGCUCGUGUUAGGAGGAACAACUCUCUUUGUUGUAGUUUUAUGUAUCAUAAUGCACUUCCUUGUGCUUUCGGAGGUAGCCGAGCAAAGAGAGGAAAAAAAAAAACAGGGUAAAAUAUCAAGAAAGGGAGCCAAAGGGGUCACCUGCAGGGUCUCUCCCCCCCGUGUGUAUUGAGCUGUGCAGUGUUGGCACAAACCUCAGAUACUGUUGCCAACUGCAGUGGGUGGGAUGAGAAAAAAAAUCUAAACCAUGAUCAUACGGUCACAGUGGGUAGCAAUAACCUCAUUAUUAUUCUAAUGGUAGCCAAACAGUUUCCUGUCAACAGUUCGGUUAUUUAUUGCACCCUUCAUGCCAACGGUGGGCCACACACCCUCUGUCUGUUUAACCACUAUAAUUGGCUUCAUGCUGCUGCAGCUCAGCAGCAGAUGUAUACCUUUGCUGAAGAUGCUCUAGCAUUUCAGCAUUUUCUUUUUUUGACGAGCUCUACAAGGAAGUCACAUCAACAUUUUUACCAGUACGACACAGUCAGGACAGAUUAGGAGUGUUAUGUGGUAAACAGUUUCAAAUGCAUUGCAGUAAUCAAGGAAUAUUGCAGCUAGUUGAUGUUUUUGUCAUACUGAGGGGCGUGUAAUAUUUUUGGGUCAUGACUGUACAAAACAUAAUAUAAUUAACCUUUUACUCAUGAUCUAAAUUAGUCAAACUUUAAACCAUGACCAUACUCGUCCUCAGGAUGUUGGAUCAGGGCCAAGUGUGUCACAUAUUGACACUGUUGAUCAAUCACCGUCUCCACUGCUCAGUGACAGGAGAGUGUGCCAAACCUCAGUCACUUUAGUCUCUGACGUCCACUUUCCUAGCUGACCUCGCGGUUAUGGUUAACAUAAGUGGAUCAGUGCAGGUAAGAACACCUGCUACAGAGUUCACAGAGAAGACCAGGUCUCCUUGUACUGUCACAGGUCAGUACAUCGUGCUAUAAAUCAAAACCAAACCUGAUUCUUAUUAUUGUACAUGUUUAAAGUGCAGGAGUGAUCGAGCAUGAGUUCAAAAAAUAAAUACAGAAUGAUAAUUUAAUUGCUACAUUAAAAUGUAUUAUAUAUUUUGCUAUAAAUGUCUGUGUUAGAAAUAGAACAUUGGCUGAUGGAGUGGAACAGUGAUGUGUUUCCUGCCUGCCCUGUAGAAAGUUAAGGGUUUAAUUCCACUUGGUUUCUGAACAUGUGAGGGUUGUUAGGGCUGUCUGUGUUUCCCCUUCCUGUCUUCUCUGCUGGGUGGAGUAAUCAGUGUGAUCACACUCACCUGUGUCUCUGUGAUCAGUCUCACUGGUGUCACCUGGUGCCCUGGGUACACAGUAUACACCUCUAUCCCUCACUCUGUCUGGGUUGGACCAUUGUUCUGUCUGUUUGUGUGACUCAGUCCAAGGGGUUUGAGAAGUCCAGGAGUUUUUGAGAAGGUCCAUGAUGUUUGGUGAAGAACCUGCCUGUGUUCAGUGUGUUAUGCCUGAGAGACAUUGUUGUUCUUCCACGCUGUUUGGAAAUGAGCGUGCCUGUAAUCGAUGCUUCAUUGCUUUGCAUUUUAAUGGUUGCACUGUAAAUAAAUCACCUGCUGCACCUGAAGAUUCUCCUUAGUGCUGCAGUUGGGUCCGACGUGCUGCAUGCCUUGCCCACACGUAACAAGAUGCCACCUCGGGAAAUGACAGACUGUUUCAGACCUCUUUCAUGAACCCCAAAGUAUUUUUCUUCAAUAUCAGAGCACAGUCACCUCCUUUAUAUGGGAUCAAUGUGUUUUUACG
Molecule: messenger RNA, 4391 nt
Organism: Cynoglossus semilaevis (tongue sole)
Lineage: Eukaryota; Metazoa; Chordata; Actinopteri; Pleuronectiformes; Cynoglossidae
Gene: lmx1a
Product: LIM homeobox transcription factor 1, alpha
Exons: 6
Coding region: 1-1158 (385 amino acids)
Biological process (GO): neuron differentiation; regulation of transcription by RNA polymerase II
Cellular component (GO): nucleus
Molecular function (GO): DNA-binding transcription factor activity, RNA polymerase II-specific; RNA polymerase II transcription regulatory region sequence-specific DNA binding
Source: RefSeq, a predicted model, not a curated record